GUUGGAAAAUAUGAGCCAUAGACGUUCCAAAUGGCAACAAUUUUUAAGAGUGCUUUCAAUUCAAAGGAUAUAAUUCAGGGAAAUGCCAAUAUUCUCAAACUCCACAUAACUGUUCUGUAUUUUCAGAAUAUUCUCAAUCUUCCAACACUACCCCUCCUCACGAAUAAGUUGACUAAAAGAACGCACGUUUAGAGGACAUAAGCUAUUCUUGGUAGCUUUAAAAGAAAGCACGCUCAAGGGUGAUAGACGCAUAACUUAACAUGUGCUGAAUCAUUUUCGCUGUCUUGAGCAUAGAGACAACAUACUCCACGAGAACAUGACAGAGCCAUUAUUUGGAAGUUCUAAUGAUAAGUGCAUGGUCUUUCAUUAAAAGUGAACUCCAUUGGGUUGUAUGCUUUGAUAAGAAUGGCAUUUCAAAACUCUCUCCAAAUAACUAGGAGCGGUUCUCGCACUUAUGAUGAUGAUGGGCGUGCCAAGAGGACUGGAACUGCAUGGAGUGCGGUGGCUCAUAUCAUUACAGCUAUUAUUGGUGCUGGUGUUCUUUCUCUUGCAUGGAGCACUGCCCAAUUAGGAUGGGUUGCGGGACCACUCGUGUUGCUUUUUUGCGCAUUUGUCACCCUAAUUUCUUCUUUCCUCCUAUCUGAUUGUUACAGAACUAUGGAUCCUGUAAGUGGGAAAAGAAACUACUCUUACAUGGAUGCUGUUAGAAUCUAUCUUGGCGAUAAAAGGACAUGGUUGGCUGGUUCCCUUCAAUAUUUGAGCUUGUAUGGGGCUUGUACUGCUUAUGUUAUUACCACAGGAACCUGUUUGAGAGCGAUUCUGAAAUCAAAUUGUUAUCACAAGGAAGGGCAUGAUGCUCCUUGUAACUAUGGGGAUUCCAUGUACAUGGCGAUUUUUGGCGUUGUUGAGAUCGUAAUGUCAUUCAUACCAGAUCUCCACAACAUGGCAUGGGUUUCAGUUGUUGCAGCCAUAAUGUCCUUUUCAUACUCAUCUAUUGGUUUAGGACUUGGCAUCAAAACAGUAGUAGAAAAUGGAACAAUUAUGGGAAGUGUAACAGGAGUACCAACUUCAAAUAUAGCUGACAAGUUAUGGUUAGCUUUCCAAGCACUUGGUGAUAUUGCCUUUGCCUAUCCAUUCACAGUUAUCCUCCUUGAAAUACAGGAUACUUUAGAGUCUCCUCCCCCAGAAAAUAAGACCAUGAAAAAGGCCUCCAUGAUUGCUAUCCUCAUCACAACAUUCUUCUACCUAUGCUGUGCAUGCUUUGGAUAUGCAGCUUUUGGAGAUCAAACACCAGGAAACCUCUUGACAGGAUUUGGAUUUUACGAGCCUUACUGGCUCAUUGACUUUGCUAAUGCUUGCAUCGUGCUUCAUUUGGUGGGAGGGUAUCAGAUUUACAGUCAGACAAUAUAUGGUGCUGCUGACAGAUGGGGUGCAAGAAAAUACCCCAACAGUGACUUUGUGAAUAAUUUGUACCAACUGAAACUGCCUUUAUUACCAGCUUUUCAGAUAAACAUGUUCAGGUUAUGUUUUCGAACAGCCUAUGUGAUUUCCACAACUGGACUUGCAAUCCUAUUUCCUUACUUCAAUCAGGUCCUGGGAGUGUUGGGAGCCUUAAGCUUUUGGCCAUUGGCUAUAUAUUUCCCAGUAGAGAUGUACUUUGUGCAGAAGAAAAUUGAAGCUUGGUCUAGCAAAUGGAUUGUCCUUCGGGUAUUUAGCUUUGUUUGUUUGCUAAUGUCAUUACUGGGUCUAGUUGGAUCGCUUGAAGGAAUCAUAAGCCAGAAACUUAGCUGACAAAGGGUGCUUCAUUUGUUUUAGUUUGUUACGCGUUGUUGGCUUGUCUUUCAUGUAAGUCAGUUUCCAAUCGAGGCAUUCUGAAAUAGUGACAUUUAUGAAA
Abrus precatorius (Indian licorice) is the source of this 1894-nucleotide messenger RNA. RefSeq names its product probable amino acid permease 7. The record is from RefSeq and is a predicted model, not a curated record. NCBI's taxonomy places the organism in Eukaryota, Viridiplantae, Streptophyta, Magnoliopsida, Fabales, Fabaceae. Gene Ontology annotation, cellular component: plasma membrane. The transcript is spliced from 8 exons. Bases 406 to 1791 code for a protein of 461 amino acids.